This is a messenger RNA of Micromonas commoda, 695 nucleotides long. RefSeq lists its product as hypothetical. Bases 22 to 564 code for a protein of 180 amino acids. The record is from RefSeq and is a predicted model, not a curated record. Gene Ontology annotation, biological process: negative regulation of protein kinase activity. The transcript is spliced from 2 exons. Gene Ontology annotation, molecular function: double-stranded RNA binding; protein kinase binding; protein kinase inhibitor activity. Gene Ontology annotation, cellular component: nucleolus. Lineage: Eukaryota; Viridiplantae; Chlorophyta; Mamiellophyceae; Mamiellales; Mamiellaceae.
AAAAGGACCUACCGCCGCACGAUGUCGCGUCGCGGAGACGCCGGCCCCGCGGCCAACGUCGCGAAGGUCGUCACGCUCGAGAGCACCCAGCGGCAGGUCGCCGUCUACAACCCGAGCGAUCCCAACGAGGGUAAGACGGGUGACCCGGUGAAGGACCUUGAGGCGAAGCUCAACUACAUCACCGAGGCUGUGCCGAUCAACCCCCAGAACAUACAGGGCAGCACCGCCGGCGCGGGAUCCGGAGAGUUCCACCUGUACAGGCAGGCUCGGCGCAGGGAGCAGAUGCGAAUCGCGGCGAUGGAGCGCGAGGACAACGCCAACGUAGCCAAGGCGCAGUUCGACGCGAGGCAGGCUGAGCGCGAGCGGGAGGCGGAGGAGCGAACCGCCAAGAACCGAAACAAGCGAAAGGCGAAGAAGGAGCGCCAGAGGGCGGCCAAGGCUGCGAAAAAGGAAGGGGACGCGAACGGGGACGGGGGUGCCGACGACGCGGGUCCCGGACCAGGGGCGGCGGCGGCGGAGGACGACGACGACAAGGCGGACGAUCAGUUCGAGGAGCUGGACUGAGGAGCCGUAGGUUGGACGGCGAGGAGGAACGGAAACGGCGGGAGGAGGAGUUCCUGGCGAGGUACCGAGGGAAGUGAGGGACGACGCUGGCGAGCUGGGGGAUGGGCAUUAAUCACGACUCUCUUAAUUCG